Molecule: messenger RNA, 330 nt
Organism: Cotesia congregata
Lineage: Eukaryota; Metazoa; Arthropoda; Insecta; Hymenoptera; Braconidae
Source: the annotation of a GenBank genome assembly
AUGAUAUUUUUCAUGAAUUUUUUUCUAGGAUUGUGCGACGAAGAGACUGGGCGCCAUAAAUUUUGGAAGAAAAGUGGUUCAAGAAGAAAUCAAAAAAAGGUUUAUAGAAUUGAGAAAGGCUCUCAAGGUACAGAUUAUUACAAGCGCGUGGGGAAACACAGAUGUCGUCAAUGUGGAAAAGAAUACCGGUGGAUGCAAUCACUGAUAAGGCACGAGAAAGAAGAGUGCGGAAAAGCGCCCCAGCAUCAGUGUCCUUUCUGUGGUCUAAGGAUGCGACACAAGUGGCUAUUAAAGAAGCAUAUUUUAAAUUUGCAUCAAUUUGCAUUAUAA